GGAGACGGCUCCAAGAUGGCGGCGGGCUGCUGCGGGGUGAAGAAGCAGAAGCUCUCCAGCUCCCCUCCGUCGGGCUCGGCCGGCCCGGGCGGCGGAGGGGGGGGCUCCCGCUGCGGCGAGCCGGGGGCGCUGCCGGCGGGGGCGGCCGGGGGCGGCCCGCGCCUCAACGGCCUCGGGGGGCUGGCGGGGGGUUCCCCCGGCUGCGCCCUCUCGCCGCCGCCGCGCCCGCCCGGCUGCGGAGGGGCCCCCGGCGCCGGCCUCUCGGGCCCCGCCGCGCUCCUGGGCUCCCCCGGCGCCGGGCCCGGCGGCUGCAGGAAGAUGGUAGUGUCGGCCGAGAUGUGCUGCUUCUGCUUCGACGUGCUCUACUGUCACCUCUACGGCUACCAGCCCCCGCGGAGCCCCCGCUUCACCAACGACCCCUACCCGCUCUUCGUAACGUGGAAGAUUGGUCGAGAUAAAAGGUUACGUGGAUGUAUAGGUACCUUUUCUGCCAUGAACCUGCAUUCAGGACUCAGGGAGUACACACUUACUAGUGCCCUUAAAGAUAGCAGAUUUCCCCCAAUGACGAGGGAUGAACUGCCACGGCUUUUCUGCUCAGUGUCUCUGCUUACUAAUUUUGAAGAUGUCUGUGAUUAUUUGGAUUGGGAGGUGGGUGUACAUGGCAUUAGAAUAGAAUUCAUCAACGAAAAAGGAUCAAAACGCACGGCCACCUACUUACCCGAGGUUGCAAAGGAGCAAGGCUGGGACCAUAUUCAGACUAUAGAUUCCUUAUUGAGGAAAGGAGGUUAUAAGGCUCCAAUCACAAACGAUUUCAGGAAAACAAUAAAACUGACCAGGUAUCGUAGUGAGAAGAUGACCGUCAGCUACACAGAAUACCUUGCCCACCGACAGCAUCACCACUUCCAAAACGGCAUCGGGCACCCCUCCCCCCCCUACAACCAUUAUUCCUGACACUGAGCCGUAUGACCAGUCUCUGGACUUUUCUGCAAACCUCUUCCCAGGAGAACCCCCUCCUUCUUGGUCUAGCUAUCUCUAUUACUGUA
This is a messenger RNA of Pantherophis guttatus, 1043 nucleotides long. It is a transcript of the gene AMMECR1, whose product is annotated as AMMECR nuclear protein 1. Lineage: Eukaryota; Metazoa; Chordata; Lepidosauria; Squamata; Colubridae. The record is from RefSeq and is a predicted model, not a curated record. Gene Ontology annotation, cellular component: nucleus.